Molecule: messenger RNA, 1437 nt
Organism: Pipistrellus nathusii (Nathusius's pipistrelle)
Lineage: Eukaryota; Metazoa; Chordata; Mammalia; Chiroptera; Vespertilionidae
Source: the annotation of a GenBank genome assembly
AUGGACAUCAGCGACCUCUUCACCAGCUGCAGGAAGGGAGACGUGGGCCGAGUGCGGUACCUGCUGGAGCAGCGAGACGUGGAUGUGAAUGUAUGGGACAAGUGGGAUAGUACCCCCUUGUACUAUGCCUGUCUAUGUGGGCAUGAAGAACUGGUGCUCUACCUUCUGGCCAAUGGAGCCCGCUGUGAGGCCAACACCUUCCAUGGUGAACGCUGCUUCUACGGGGCUGCCAGUGACACCAUCCGCCGGGCCCUGCUUGAUUAUAAGCAAGUGACACCCACCUCCAGGAGGCGGGACUACUAUGAUGAAUUCCUGCAGCGGCUUCUGGACCAAGGCAUCCACAGCGAUGUGCUCUUUGUGGUGCACGGGAAGCCCUUCCGGGCCCAUCGCUGCAUUCUGGGUGCACGCAGCACCUACUUUGCCAACAUGCUGGAUACCAAGUGGAAGGGCAAGAGCGUCGUGGUCCUCAGACAUCCACUGAUCAACGCGGUGGCCUUUGGGGCCCUGCUGCAGUACCUGUACACAGGUGGCCUGGAAGUCGGUGUGGAACACAUCAUUGACUGUGAGCGCCUGGCCAAGCAGUGCCAGCUCUUGGAUCUGCUCAACGACCUGGAGGCCAAGUGCAAGGAAGUGUCUGAGUUUGUGGCAUCGAAGCCAGGCACUCAUGUGAAGGUGCUGAGCAUGAGGCCCCCUGCAGAGGACCCCCGGCUGCGGGACGACCUGGCCCUAUUGGCUGAUUGUGCCCUGCCCCCUGAGCUCCGCGGUGACCUUGGGGAGCUGCCUUUCCCCUUCCCUGAUGGCUUCAACAGCUGCCCUGAUGUUUGCUUCCGAGUGGAGGGUUGCAGCUUUCUCUGCCACAAGGCCUUCUUCUGUGGCCGCAGCGACUACUUCCGGGCCCUGCUGGAUGACCACUUCCGAGAGAACGAAGGGCCAGAGGCCUCUGGUGGCCUCCCGGCCAUCACCCUGCACGGCGUCUCGCCCCACAUCUUCACCCACGUGCUCUACUACAUAUACACCAACCACACCGAGUUGCCCCCGGAGGUGGCCUAUGACGUGCUGAGCAUGGCCGACAUGUACCUGUUGCCAGGCCUGAAACGGCUGUGCGGCCGCAGUCUGGCCCAGCUGCUGGAUGAGGACAGCGUGGUGGGCCUUUGGCGCGUGGCCAAGCUGUUCCGCCUGGCACGGCUGGAGGACCAGUGCACCGAGUACAUGGCCAAGGUCAUCGAGAAGCUGGUGGAGCAGGAGGACUUUGCGGAGGCCGUGCGGGAGGAGGCGGCGGCCGUGAGGGGCCGGCAGGAGCAGGACUCCAUCCCUCUGGUGGAUGACAUCCGCUUCCACAUCACCAGCGUGGUGCAGACCUACAGCAACAUCAAGGAGAUGGAGCGGCGGCUGCACGCGCUUGAGGACCUGCUGGUGUCCAUUGGCCUGGACUGCUGA